Molecule: messenger RNA, 825 nt
Organism: Passer domesticus (house sparrow)
Lineage: Eukaryota; Metazoa; Chordata; Aves; Passeriformes; Passeridae
Gene: HMX2
Product: H6 family homeobox 2
Exons: 2
Coding region: 1-825 (274 amino acids)
Biological process (GO): regulation of transcription by RNA polymerase II
Cellular component (GO): nucleus
Molecular function (GO): RNA polymerase II transcription regulatory region sequence-specific DNA binding; DNA-binding transcription factor activity, RNA polymerase II-specific
Source: RefSeq, a predicted model, not a curated record
AUGAGCAGCAAAGAAGACCCCAGCAAGGGCUGUCCGGCGGCUGCUCCCAUCUCCAGUUUCACCAUCCAGUCCAUCCUGGGCAGCGGCAGCGCCGACCCUCCCCGGGAAGCCGCAGACAGGGCGCCCGCCUGGCCCGCCCGCGCCCGGACCCUCUCGCUGUCCUCGGAGGACGAGGAGCCGGAGGAGAGCUGGAAGCACCGCGGCUGCUUCUGCCCCGAGGCUCAGGGCCCCGCCGAGGCGUGCCACAAGCACCAGCCCCUGAGCUUCACCUGUCUCGGCAGCGCCAAGGGCAGCGGAGCGGCGGCGGCGGGCAGCGGGGAGCGGGGGCCCUUCCUCUCGCCCCCCCAGCAGGACUGUAAGGACGAGAAGGAGAAGCCGCUGGGACCCUCCUCGCCUUCCUGCGGGGAGAGGCAGCGCGACGGCGGGGACCGGCAGGCCGGCGCCGCCAAGAAGAAGACGCGCACGGUGUUCAGCCGCUCGCAGGUCUAUCAGCUGGAGUCCACCUUCGACAUGAAGCGCUACCUGAGCAGCUCGGAGCGGGCCUGCCUGGCCUCCAGCCUGCAGCUCACCGAGACCCAGGUGAAGACCUGGUUCCAGAACCGCAGGAACAAGUGGAAACGGCAGCUCUCGGCCGAGCUGGAGGCGGCCAACAUGGCCCACGCCUCGGCGCAGACUCUGGUGGGGAUGCCGCUGGUGUUCAGAGACAAUUCCCUCCUCCGGGUGCCGGUGCCCCGCUCCAUCGCCUUCCCCGCCCCUCUCUACUACCCCGGCAGCAACCUCUCGGCCUUACCGCUCUACAACCUCUACAACAAGAUCGACUACUGA